GCGUUGGCGUCCGCCGCUUUUUCCCAACUUGGCUGCGAUGGCGCUGUCGCCGGGCACCUUGCUGCACCUCCCGGGAGCGGCCCCGAAGCCGCAGGUGCAAGGCCGGCUCUUCUCCUUGCCGCUCCGGCGGCGGCGAGCGCAUGCGCGGCCUGCGUGGCAUGGCUGGCACGGGCUGUUCUGGGGCCCCCUGCUCUCCCGGGCAGCCUAUCAAAGGCUGCAGCGACUGCCACGGAGAGGGGGCGGCCGGGUGUACGGGGAGAUCUCGAAGGUCCCAGCGCGGCCCCGGGAAGGGGAGGACGAGAAGUGGCAUAGCUCGAAGGAGCGCGCUACCGCUGAGGUGGAGGCGCUGCACGCGCUGCAACGGCUGCACGGCAGGCGAGCAAAGUCAUCUUCUGCUGGACAGGCCAUGGGCCCGGCCCUAGCUGCGGCAGCACUGGA
Effrenium voratum is the source of this 438-nucleotide messenger RNA. NCBI's taxonomy places the organism in Eukaryota, Dinophyceae, Suessiales, Symbiodiniaceae. The record is from the annotation of a GenBank genome assembly.